AUGGAUAUGACCAAUGAUGAGCUUGAUAAAGAGCUUCUCCAUUCUCAAGCUCACAUAUGGAACCACAUAUUCAACUUCAUAAACUCUAUGUCACUAAAAUGUGCAAUUCAACUAGGCAUACCAGACAUCAUCCACAACCAUGGACAACCCAUGACUCUCUCCGAGCUUGUUUCAGUGCUCAACAUCAACCAGGCCAAAACAUUCUCUGUCUAUCGCCUCAUGCGUAUUCUAGUUCAUUCCGGCUUCUUUGUCAAGCAAAAAGUAUCCGAAAACAAAGAAGAAGAUGGUUAUUUGCUCACACCGGCUUCUCGUCUCCUCCUCAAGGACGAGCCAUUGAGUGUGAGACCAUUUUUGUUAGCCAUGCUUGAUCCUAUUUUGACAAAGCCAUGGCAUCAUGUGAGCCAGUGGUUCCAAAAUGGUGAUCCCACGCCGUUUGACACGGCUCAUGGCAGGACCUUUUGGGACUACGCGGGCCAUGAACCAAAGCUGAACCAUUUCUUCAAUGAUGCUAUGGCUAGUGAUGCAAAGUUGGUCACUAGUGUGGUUGUUAAAGAUUGUAAGGGUGUUUUUGAGGGGUUGAAAUCAAUGGUUGAUGUUGGGGGUGGCACAGGGACUGUGGCGAAAGCCAUCGCGGUUGGGUUCCCACACUUGCAGUGCACUGUGCUUGAUCUACCUCAUGUGGUUGCUGGCUUGCAAGGGACUAAGAACUUGAACUAUUUUGGUGGUGACAUGUUUGAGGCAAUUCCUCCUGCUGAUGCUGUUCUCUUAAAGUGGAUAUUGCAUGAUUGGAGCGACGAAGAGAGUGUGAAGAUUCUGAAAAGAUGCAAAGAAGCAAUUCCGAGCAGGGACAAGGGAGGAAAGGUGAUUAUCAUAGACAUGAAGGUGGAAAAUGAGGAAGGAGAUGAUGAAUCUAUAGAAACUCAGCUCUUCUUCGACAUGCUGAUGAUGGUUCUUGUCACCGGUAGAGAGAGGAACGAGAAAGAAUGGGCAAAGCUAUUCUUUGAUGCUGGUUUCAGUGACUAUAAGAUAACCCCCAUACUAGGAUUAAGGUCUCUCAUUGAGGUUUAUCCUUGAUGGUGAAGAAAUAUUUUAUCAGUACUGUUUGGUUAAGCAUGUUUUUUUUUUUUUUUUUUUUUUUCUCUCUCUCUCUCUCUUAGUUGGUACUCACACACAUUUGUCUCUUCUGAGACUUGAACCCCUGAUCUCCAUUUAAGAAGUAAGAGACUGAUAUCGCUAAGCCAUGCACUUGCCCGUUGGUCAUAUUAU
Molecule: messenger RNA, 1266 nt
Organism: Cornus florida
Lineage: Eukaryota; Viridiplantae; Streptophyta; Magnoliopsida; Cornales; Cornaceae
Product: trans-resveratrol di-O-methyltransferase-like
Exons: 2
Coding region: 1-1074 (357 amino acids)
Biological process (GO): methylation
Molecular function (GO): S-adenosylmethionine-dependent methyltransferase activity; protein dimerization activity; O-methyltransferase activity
Source: RefSeq, a predicted model, not a curated record